Molecule: messenger RNA, 2100 nt
Organism: Manis javanica (Malayan pangolin)
Lineage: Eukaryota; Metazoa; Chordata; Mammalia; Pholidota; Manidae
Source: RefSeq, a predicted model, not a curated record
UUCUUUUCUUUCUCUUUUUAGGGUUGGUAAAAUUUCAACCUUCCCUUUGGCCCUGGGACUCAGUGAGGAACAAUUUGAGAAGUGCCUUGACAGAAAUGUGCGUUCUCUACGAUGUUCUCAGUAUUGUGAGGGAUAAAAAAUUUAUGACUCUUGAUCCCGUCUCUCAGGAUGCACUUCCUCCAAAACAGAACCCUCAGACACUGCAGUUGAUAUCUAAAAAGAAGUCACUUGCGGGAGCAGCACAGAUCCUACUGAAGGGGGCAGAAAGACUGACUAAGUCAGUCACUGAAAACCAAGAAAAUAAGCUGCAAAGAGACUUCAACUCUGAGCUUUUGAAAUUAAGGCAACACUGGAAACUUAGAAAAGUUGGAGAUAAAAUUCUUGGAGACCUGAGCUACAGAAGUGCAGGAUCUCUGUUUCCUCAUCAUGGUACAUUUGAAGUAAUAAAGAAUACAGAUAUUGAUCUGGAUAAGAAGAUACCUGAAGAUUACUGUCCCCUUGAUGUCCAAAUCCCUAGUGAUUUAGAGGGGUCUGCGUAUAUCAAGGUUUCAAUUCAAAAACAGGCCCCAGACAUAGGUGAUCUCGGCACAAUUAACCUCUUCAAACGACCUUUACCCAAAUCCAAACCAGGUUCCCCACAUUGGCAGACGAAAUUAGAAGCUGCACAAAAUGUCCUCCUGUGUAAAGAAAUUUUUGCACAGCUCUCUCGGGAAGCUGUUCAAAUUAAAUCACAGAUCCCUCACAUUGUAGUGAAAAAUCAGAUUAUCUCUCAGCCCUUUCCAAGUUUGCAGUUAUCUAUUUCUUUGUGCCAUUCCUCAAAUGAUAAGAAAUCCCAGAAGUCUGCUACUGAGAAGCAAAGUCCAGAAGACCAUCUUUAUGUCCUCGAGCAUAAUUUGCACCUACUAAUUAGAGAGUUUCAUAAACAGACCUUGAGCUCCAUCAUGAUGCCUCACCCAGCAAGUGCACCUUUUGGCCACAAGAGAAUGAGACUUUCGGGUCCUCAGGCUUUUGAUAAAAAUGAAAUUAACUCAUUACAGUCCAGUGAAGGGCUUCUGGAAAAAAUAAUUAAGCAAGCAAAGCAUAUUUUUCUGAGAAGUAGAACUGCUGCAACUAUUGACAGCUUAGCCAGUCGCAUCGAGGACCCUCAGAUACAGGCCCAUUGGUCAAAUAUUAAUGAUGUUUAUGAAUCCAGUGUGAAAGUUUUAAUCACUUCACAAGGUUAUGAACAAAUAUGCAAGUCCAUUCAGCUACAGUUGAAUAUUGGAGUUGAGCAGAUCCGAGUUGUACACAGAGACGGAAGAGUCAUCACACUGUCUCACCAGGAGCAGGAGCUACAGGAUUUCCUCCUGUCCCAGAUGUCACAGCACCAGGUGCAUGCAGUUCAGCAGCUGGCCAAGGUUAUGGGCUGGCAGGUCCUGAGCUUCGGGAAUCACAUGGGGCUUGGGCCCAUGGAGAGCAUCGGCAACGCCUCUGCCGUCAUGGUGGCCUCCCCAAGUGGGGACUAUGCCAUUUCAGUCCGUAACGGCCCUGAAAGUGGCAGCAAGAUUAUGGUUCAGUUUCCCCGUAACCAGUGUAAAGACCUUCCAAAAAGUGAUGUCUUACAAGACAGCAAAUGGAAUCACCUUCGUGGACCGUUCAGAGAAGUUCAGUGGAAUAAAAUGGAAGGUCGAAACUUUGUUUAUAAAAUGGAGCUGCUUAUGUCUGCUCUCAGCCCUUGUCUACUAUGAUCUUCAAGAAGUUUCCAGUUUUUUUUCCAGAGAUGUUUCCAGAAACUUUGACUUGAGAUAUCUGUGGAUAAAGUGUAAGCACACGGAAGAAAACUCUUCCAAAGGAAUAGUUUUAUAAAGUAACAGUUUGCAAAUGUUUAACUAGCAUUUUGAGACCUUUCAUUUUAUAAAUGACAAGGACUUUGAAACGCAGAAGUUUAUGUACAAUUACGGGGUAUAUAGUACGGGGAGAUGUAAAAUACUACUUUUCAUGCAGUUAACUUGAAAUGUUAAUAACUUACAGGUUUGAGUUUGCAUUUUAAAAUAUUCUUUCGAUGUUGACAUCAAAUAAAGGGAUAAAAAGUCCAUUCACUCUCUGAACUCUUAACCUUAA